AUGUCGAGCGCCGAGCUGGUGCAGGCUUACCGCAGCCUCUACCGCAGCGGUCUGCGCGCCGUGCAGUACUCGAAGCCGGCGCGGUACGUGGUGCGCAACCAGCUGCGGGCGGCCUUCCGCGACAGCAAGGCCGGUCCGGGGGCGUUUGAUGCCCGUGCCAUCCGCAACACGGUCUACUUUCUCAACGCGGCGGCCGAGUCGCGCGAGCUGGAGCACCGGAUCGUGCGCAACCUCGUGACGACGGCCUACUGGCGGGACCGGCGGGCGGCGCAGCAGCGGCCGUCGUGGAGCAACGUGGUGGCAUCGAAGAAGGAAAAGCCAGUUGACGAGAUCGACCGGACGGCCUACGACCACUACGACCAGACGGUGAAGCAGCUCAACGCAACGAUGAGGAUGUGCCUUCGGGUCCAGAGGAACUCGCCACGGGCUCCGGCCUCUCGAUCACGGAGCAUGCCGGCCGAGACUGAUUCUGGUCGAGACGGUGCCGCGGUCGUGGCCCGGUCGCACGCCCAUCCGAGGCGAUGGGUGAAGCGAUACCGCACCGAGGUCAGCGCCAGCAUGUCCAGCGUCCUGAGCACGGCCUGCGCCUUUCCGCUCGACAGCGUCAAGACGCGCAUGCAGACGUACGGCUACGGCGGCUUCGUCGACUGCGUCCGGCGCACGUACCGCACCGAGGGCGUCGGCGGCUUCUUUCGCGGCGUGACCGCGCCCAUGGCCAGCGUCACGAUCGUGCGGACCAUCUCCUUUUCCAUCUACCAGCGCGCCAAGUAUGUGUAUGGCGACUGGAUCCGGCGGAAUGUCGGCUACGACGUCCACGGCCACGUCAGCCAGGCCGGCUCCUAUCCCAGCCUGUGGACCGUGGCCUGCUUUGGGGCGGCGGGAGCGACGGCCGGCUCCUGCAUCACGGCCAUUGCCUGCCCCUUUGAGCUGACGAAGCUCAGCGCGCAGAUCUCGGUCCUGAUGUCGGAAAAGGCGCAGUGCCCCGACCCCAAGUCCUACGCGGUGGCCUCGAGCUACCAGAACAAGGGCACGCUGAAGACCAUGGCCAACAUUGUGCGCCACCGCGGCUUGAGCGGCCUGUAUACCGGCUUCCGGCUACACCUCUUGAGGGACACGCUGGGGACCGGACUGUACUUUAUGACGUACGAGAGCAGCAAGCAGCUGAUGACGACCGUUGUGGGCGAUGCCUCACCUUCGAACCCGGUGUCCGUCUUCGUGGCCGGCGGCCUCUGCGGGGUCGUGUCGUGGGCUUUGAUCUAUCCGAUCGAUUCGGCCAAGAGCAUCUACCAGCGCAACGCCCUAAUGCACGCGAAAGGCGAACACAUCGAGCCGGCCAAAGUGAGCUUCUUCCGGAAAAACAUGUACCGUGGGCUUGGCGUAUCGAUGACUCGGUCUUGCUUGGUGAAUGCCAUCUUUUUCUCGGCCUUUGAGUUCUGGAAGAAGCAUAUUGAUGCGUUGGAGGACCAUGCAGGGUGGUGA
Messenger RNA from Grosmannia clavigera kw1407, 1479 nucleotides. RefSeq names its product mitochondrial carrier protein. The record is from RefSeq and is a predicted model, not a curated record. The transcript has 7 exons. The coding region runs from base 1 to 1479 and encodes 492 amino acids. NCBI's taxonomy places the organism in Eukaryota, Fungi, Ascomycota, Sordariomycetes, Ophiostomatales, Ophiostomataceae. Gene Ontology annotation, biological process: transport. Gene Ontology annotation, molecular function: transmembrane transporter activity.